GGAGGUUCAGAUGCAGACGUAAAGGCAAGGGUUGGCAAAGCAAGGGUCGCAUUCCUACAAUUGAAGAACAUAUGGAACUCAAAACAACUUUCAACCAAUAUCAAAGUGAGAAUCUUCAAUACGAACGUCAAGGCAGUUCUACUGUAUGGAGCUGAAACUUGGAGAACUACAACAACCACCAUCAAGAAGGUGCAAGUAUUUAUAAAUAGUUCUUUACGCAGGAUACUCAACAUCCAUUGGCCGGAUACCAUCAGCAACAGCCAUUUGUGGGAGAGAACAAAUCAGCUUCCAGCUGAAGAAGAAAUUAGGAAAAGACGAUGGAAAUGGAUAGGACAUACAUUACGCAAAUCAUCAAACUGCAUCACGAGACAAACCCUAACUUGGAAUCCUGAAGGGAAACGGAAACGAGGAAGGCCUAAGAACUCAUUGCGUCGGAUAAUAGAAGCAGAUAUGAAAACGAUGAAUUACAAGUGGACGGAGCUAGAAAGGAUUGGUUGGGACAGGGUUGGAUGGAGAAUGCUGGUGAGCGGCCUAUGCUCCUUCACGAGGAGUAACAGGCGUAAGUAAGUAAGUAAGUAAGUAUCGUCAUUUCAUUGUGUUUGUGUGGCUUGGAUUGAUAAUUCUUAACCAAAUAUCAAACGGUUUUACGGAUUUUCAAGACGUUAACUCAUUGUAACCUUGGAUCGUUUGGUUAAUGAAUACCAUAAGGCACCUGAGAAUUAUUUGUUUGAUGUUAGUUAUUCCUCUUUUUUAGUGAAACGAAUAUUCAAACUAUUCAAGAUAUUAUUCAAUAUACUUUAAUGUUUGGAGUUUCCUGUUUUAUGUUUUUCUUUGUUUAUUAAUUAGGUUUAUCUUUACUGGUUAGUAAUUAAUAUUAAAGCUGUGGUUAGUGUCUAACAAAUAAUACUAAUGAUGUAAACAAUCGUUAUUCUUAUAUCUUAAAGUUCAGAAAGAAUAAUUACGCAGACCAUAUUACAAAAGCUUUUAAAUUUAAUAUCCCUGAACUCUUGACCAUUUAAUCUGCUUACAGCUAAGACGAGGAGAUUUAAAUCUUUGUUUUUAUCACAUAAAUGAACAAUGUCAGGUUACAUGCAGUCUAACAUCACAAGGGGUCAUCUUUUGCAUAAUACUAACGUAUGUUUCAAUCAGUUUCAGUGCUACUUUCAGAAUGUCGUGUGGUCAAUUUUAUAGCGUCCUUAUAACAAGUUGAUAACUUGGCUUUGACGUUUGUACGCACCAUUGCAGAAAUAUUAGAUGUUUGCUCUGUCUAGUUCUCACAGCUCCUGUAGUAGAAUGUGCUGUUAUUUUAAAUCCUAUAAUCCCACAAUGACCGUUUGAAAAUUUAGGUGAAUAAACUACAUUCUAUGCAUGACAUAUCAAUUCCAUCACUUGCAUCAAUUUUUGGGUUAUAAACACUAUAUUACUUUAUUUGGAAACAAGUUUCUAGGGUUAGAUGUUUUAAGAUAUAAACUUUACUCAAGACUUCACCUUGAACUUUUUUUGUCACAAGUUUUCAGAUAAUCAUAAAUCAAGAUAAAUCAAAAGUUAAUUUGUAGAUAGCUGUAAUAUAUACAUAUAAUAGAAAGUCAUUUGUUUGUUAGUGUUACUAGUAUAGUAAAAUAGCACUACAAAAACUUCAAAGCUAGGAUAUUCAAGAAGUGUUUGACAAAAAAAGUAAGUAUAAUAGUAAAUACAUAAAAGGGAAUUUAUAUUUUGUGUUAAGUAGAAAAUAUUUUAAACUGGCUCUUCAUUCGUACCGUACUAUGUAAUCUUCUUUUAGGUUUUUAUUUCUAAAUGUGUGUUCUUUGUUAUAAAGAUAAGAAUAAUUUCCAUCUUCGUUAAAAAUAAACUUCUGUCUUAUUCCAAAGUGAAUAAAUGAAUAUGAUUCUAGGGUAAUGGUAUUUUUCGAAAAAAUCACUUAUUACUAACUGUGAAUUUUAUUUAUAAUAUUCAGAAGAUAAAUGUUGUUUUGGAAUGCGUCAGUCAUUCAGCUCCCCAAUUAAAUGGAUUACUUAUGAAGAGGUUUAUGAGAAAAUUCAACAGUUUGGAUCAGCAUUAACGACACUGAUGAAAGAAAUCUCCAUGAAUAAUUUUAUUGGAAUUUAUGGAAAAAAUUCUCCGAAGUGGGUGAUAGCACAGUUAGCUGGUGCUGCAUACUCGUUUGUUACUGUACCGUUAUACAGUACUUUUGGUGAUGAAGCUAUAGUUCAUGUCAUUAAUGAAACUGGACUAAAAAUUAUUGUCUGUGACACAAUAUCUCAAGCUUGCCAUCUGAACAAAAUCAAUUCACAUAAACUUAAAGUAUUUAUUAUUAUGAAGCCAGACAACACAUUCGAAUCUUUUAAAAAAGAAUGUUCAGAUAAAGUUCGAUUGUUCACAUUUGAAGAGAUGUUGGAAAAAGGAUGUACUAAUUGGUUACCUGAAAAGGUCCCGGAUGGCGACGAUCUAUGCAUGAUACUAUAUACCAGUGGAUCUUUAGGUUUACCCAAAGGAGUUAUGAUAACAAACAAAGCUUAUUUAAAUGCCGCAAAGCUAACUAUUAGCUUGGCAGAAGAAAAUCAUUUUUCAACUGAAGAUUUGUCACAUGUUUCAUUCCUGCCUUUAUCACACACGAUGGAACAGCUAACGAUGAUGUUGGCCAUGUUUUCUGGUGGUCGAAUCGGUUUUCUCACUGAUGGUAUUGAGUCAUUAUUUGAUGAUUUUAGAGAUUUUAAGCCAACGUUUUUUUGUUCUGUUCCAAGAUUGCUUGUUCGAUUAUAUAUGAAUUUUUCCAAAAAAGUGCAUUCUAAACCAAUAAUUCGGAAAGUAUGUCAAUACGAAAUAAACAAGAGAAUGGAAGAACAGAAACGUGGAAUAUAUCGAAGGAAUGGGAUAAUAGAUUUCCUAUUUUUUCGAGAAUUUCGUGAACUACUGGGUGGUCGAGUAAGAGCUAUUAUUUCAGGUAGCUCUCCAAUAGAUAGAGAUGUUCUCUGCUUCAUUAGAGCUGUUUUGAGCUGUCCUGUUAGUGAAGUAUACGGAUCGACAGAAACACUUGGUUUAGUAUGCAGUACAAUGUUUGAAGAUGUCGAUGCUUAUCAUGUUGGAGCUAUUUCCCCUGGUGUGCAAAUCAAACUAAUAGAUGUUCCGGAAAUGGGUAUAUUCGUAUCCAAAGAUCAAAUGGGAGAGAUAUGCAUUCGUAGUAAAUCUAAUAUGCUUGGUUAUUAUAAAAAUCAGGAAAAAACGGAAGAAGUCCUUGAUUCAGAGGGCUUUGUUCACACGGGAGACGUUGGAGUUUGGUUAAAAAAUGGAGCAUUAAAAAUUGUGGAUCGAACGAAAAAUCUAUUUAAAUUAUCACAAGGAGAAUAUGUAGCGCCAGAGAAAGUAGAGCAAACCUACUUAUUCUGUAAUCUAAUACAAUAUGUGUACGUUGAAGGUCAUUCGCUUAAACCUUAUGCAGUAGCAGUGGUUAAACCAAACUUUAGAAGAUUACGCAAGGAAGCAGUAGACAUUAUUAGCAAAUUAGCAAAGACAAUUUCAUCACCUAUUGAAAAAAAGUGUGAGAACAUGAAGGAUGGAGAAUUACUGGAGGAAAUAACCGAUGCUGAAUUAUGCACCAGUAAAGAAAUACGUGAAUUUAUUUUGGAGAGAAUGAACUCAAUCGCUAGAGAAAAAGGUUUAAAAGGAUUUGAACUGGCCCGUAAUAUCUACUUAACACCAGAACCGUUCACAGUAGACAAUGGAUGGUUAACUCCAACGAUGAAACUUGCAAGGAUAAAUCUACGAAAACAUUUUGCAAAUACUAUUAAAAAUCUGUACGAAGAAGAGAAGAGCUGUUAACUACUGAUUGUCAAUAUUUUAACACAAGGCUAUUUUAUAUUGUGUGGUUUCAUUCACUUAUUUUAACACUGCUCAUUUUCACCUUUUUCAAUGACAGAGAACUAUUUACUUUAAUUUUGCUCCUUAUUAUUUUCUCGAAAAACUGCAUAUAUAUUUGCCAUUAUUUACUGUAGAAACAAGUAUCCAUAACAACGGUGUAACAAUUGCUCUUUCGAAUUGUU
Schistosoma margrebowiei is the source of this 4037-nucleotide messenger RNA. The record is from the annotation of a GenBank genome assembly. Lineage: Eukaryota; Metazoa; Platyhelminthes; Trematoda; Strigeidida; Schistosomatidae.